UCAGUGCAGUCUACUUACAGCUGGCUGUGAGCAGAACUGGCGCUACUUAACUGUUAUCCAUACACACGUUUGAUAAGUCUUCAUCAAAACGCAAUUGUUAAGCACUCUUUCUUCUACCACGGUGAUUUUUCGUUUUCUUCUCGCUCUCUUUUUUGUUUUUGUUUUGUUUUCUACGGAGAGUAAAGUUGAGAGGCUGGGCCUUUUAACUUAGCUGUCUGUCGCCUGAAAAAAAAGAGAAGAAGCAGCAACUUGACUUAUUUUUGUUGUUGUCGGUUAAGGGGAGAAGAAAAAAAACCGCGAUAAAUGCUCCUGACGAAAAUGGAUCUGUUGAACUUCCAGUACCUGGACAAGAUGAACAACAACAUUGGCAUACUCUGCUACGAAGGAGAAGCAGGCUUGCGAGGAGAUCCCCGACUGCAAUCCCUGUCCUUGUCCUCGUCUUCCUCCUCCUCAUCCUCCUCUUCAUCGUCCAUCUCCAGCCACAGAACAGGCCCGCCACCCAUCAGCCCCACCAAGAGAAAACUGAGCGGGGAGCAGGGGGACAGUGACAUGGACGACAACGAGCACGUGGCCAAGAUGAGCCGACUGUUCGUAGCACAGUUGAAACCUCAUGGAGACUAUCGCAGCUCCUCCAAGGACCAAACCCGGAGUCCUAUGGAGCGUGUGGUGGUGCCCAGCACUCUGGGCGUCCACGCCAACCACCUGUACAGCCACGCCCACCUCCAACACCAUCACCACCUGGCCAGUUUAGCCGCCAUGGACCAGCCGCUGGCGCUCACAAAGACUAGCGGCAUGGCGGAGAGACACAGCGCGACAGCUCUGGUCGCCGGGCCUCACACGGUCGGCGUCGCAGAACGCCAGCAGAAUCGUCCUUCGGUCAUAACAUGUGCCCCUGCGAACAACCGCAACUGCAACCUGUCACACUGCCCACUCUCCCACAAUGGCUGCUCAAGCCUCACUAACAACUACAGGAGAGCCCACACCAACACGGCAUGCGACCCUGUCAUCGAGGAGCACUUCCGCCGCAGCCUGGGCAAAAACUACAAGGAGCCCGAACCGGCGGCGGCGCCGACGGCCACCAACUCUGUGUCCAUUACGGGCUCGGUGGACGACCACUUUACCAAGGCGCUGGGCGAGACCUGGCUGCAGAUCAAGAACAAGAGCGCGCCGUCGUCGUCGGCCAGCAGCCCCAACUCGUCGCCCGACAGCCGCAUGAUCAACCACAACCACUCCCCUUCUCUGGUCUCCUGAAGGGGACGGAGUUUUCAACGGGGGACGGGUCCCCGACACCUUGAGGCCUCCUUGAGGGAGUGCACAGUCUGCUGGUCUGCUUAACACAAAUCACAAAUGGAGCAAUAAGGAAAUGAUGAGGAACUUGAACGCGGCGUCCUCGCGAGUCUUCUGUAGUUAUUUGUACAUAAAGAAGCAGUUUUUCUUGUAGAUCUUUUAUUUUUGUUUUGUUUGUGGAACUGUCGUUUGGCUAUUCUGCAUCUGAAAGACACAAGCGAGAGAGAAAAAAAGCACCUGACUGUGCAACCAAAGAAACCUCGAGCCCCUUUCACACUGCGUAGCAAAGCCUCGCUAACUGCAUUGAAUGGGGUGGGGUGGGGGAUAAGGUUUUAGGCCAGGAUUGGGGUUUCAAGAGCCUGGUUUAGGGCUUGAAGUUAGUUUAAAAUCAGGUUUCAGGUUAGGGUUUGAAGCAAAGGUGAGGCUUUUAUAUUACGGGUUCAAAUUUGUGUGGUAAGGAUUUCAUGCCAGGGCUAAGGUUUCAAAUUCACGUUAGUUUUAGUGUCAAGACAAUGUUAGAGUUUCUAAUUCGGGUUAUAGUUUAAAGUUAUGCUCUCAAGCCUGGUUUAGGAUUUCAAAUUAGGGUAUCAUGUCAGGGUUAGGGUUUCAAAUGGGGUUUUCCAGCGUGGUGUAGCGUUCCAAAUUGGGUUUGACUGCAGGUACCCGGCCCUCCGGACACGUUAGCACACAACGUGCGCUGGCGUGCAAAGCAGUGUGAAAGGGUUCGAUGUUUCUCCCGCCACCAUCGGCUUCCCUCAAAAGCACUCCGGUCGUGCCCAUCAAAAUGGCUGCCGGACAGAUGAUGAUGCGUGCUAAUGCUAAUCGCAAAGAACAACAACCGGCCCCUAAAAUCCCAGCUGCGCUUCACUUGCUAAUGAAUGCUUUUUAGCCAUGCGUGUAUUUUCGUUUUGUUUUAAUUUUGAAUAGCUGGCAUCUAUUAGGAAGCAUUUAAAAGACUUCUAAUUAGCCUUUUUAUUUGUUUUUGACGUUAUCUCGUAACACAUGUUCAACAAUAUACACUCACUGCUGGAUCAGUUGUACUCCAUGUUGUUAUAUCGUUGAUGUUACCAUGCCGCGUGUGUGUUAUUUUUUUGUACUGUGUGCUAGCAAACAUCUCGAGCUAGCGGACAGGCUCUGCUAAACAUUUUGCUAACAAAACUCCAAAUUAAAAGCAAGCAUUGAUGUUGAUCCGUCAGUGGCGCCGCGUGUGGUGCGCUCAUGUGCGUCGUCGUUCACAGACAUCCCGGUGGGAUCUCUAAAGUUGACGCCAAGCAAGUACAGAUCGGUACGGUAUGGUGCACAACAUUGAAAAUUUUGAGUAAUGAUGAGAAACUACUACUACUAAUUUUCUUUGUUUGGGUGCCAAAAAAACAAGUGUGUAUCUCCAAUUUGGGGCUUCUUAUUUUGAGGGUUUCAAAGCUUUGGUUAGUUUCAAGUUCAGGUCAAGACUUUGAGCUUGACCUGAACUGACUUAGAACUUAGGGUUUUAAAUUAGGCUUUACAAGUUAGAUUUAGGGUUUUAAAUCAUGGCUGCAGUUUUAAAUUAGGGUUUCAAGCAAAGGUUAGGGUUUCAGGUCAGGGAUAGAGUUUCAAGUUUAGAUUUGGGUUUUAUGUUAGGGUUUCGUGUCAAGGUUAGGAGUUCAAGCAACUUCUAGGGUUUCAAGACAGGGUUAGGGUUUUAAAUUUGGGUUCCAAGCAAAGGUUGUUGUUUCAUGUCAGGGUAAGGAUUUUUUUUUAAAUUAGCAUUUUAAGCAAUGGUUAAAUUUUAAAUUAGGGUUUCAAGUUAAGGCUCCAAACAAUAGUUACAGUUUCAAAUUAGACUUUCAAGCAACAGUUAGGGUUUGAAAUGGUUCCAAACCAGGGGCGAGGUUUCACAUUCUGUAUUUAUGUUCAUCCAAACACGGCAAUUGCGAGAUACACGCUUGAUGUUGAGGGUGUACCAUAAAGAGGCGGAGUUAUGCUGCAGUCCAUUGAUUGGUUGAUGGCGAAUCAUGUGAUGCUGGGGAAUGGACUUGAGAACACAAAAUGGUGGCUGCUAGCCUUCUGUUGCUGUUGUUCCUCUUUGUUGAAUUUAAAUACCCUACCGCCUAAACAAACAAAAAACGGACUGAAGUGGACCGUUUAGUUGAAACGCUCCCAACGAGAAGCGGCCACCACACAUUCCGUUCUGAUUUCGGGGGUCGCAUCAAGAGGACUACAACUAAAAUGGCCGCCUGAUAGGAGGAGUUUCUUGAGGGUGAGGCGUUCACAGGAGCUGAGCUUCUGUUCGCCCUAAAACGUGACAUCAACCGCUUGCUAAACUUUUGUUUCACUGCCAUGCUGUAGUUUGAAGGCUGUCUGUCUACAACACAACACACAGUAGGAAAAUUAUUACUAUUUUUUUGAUAAUAAGACCAUCAUUACGCUGUGCGUAACGGAUGUACAGAGAAAACAAAUCAUAGGUAUUUUUCAAGGAACAAUAAUUUGUUAAUGAUAUGUAGCUAUUUAAUUGUUUGUUCUUCCUGUCCUCGGAUUAUAAUCAUUUUUUUUUCCUUGUUGAAAAAGUUGAUCUUUUUUGUUGUUUGUCUUGAAAAAGGUGCAGGAACACACACACACAAAGCCACUGGACAUUGUCAGUGACAAUUGUUACUUCGGGCAAUUAUUUAAUUAAAAAAAACAUCACUCACCCCCAAUAAGUCUAGGUCAGCACCACCUCCUCUGGCUGCUUCAUCCACAUCUUCCAAAAAUUCCCAUUGGUCAAACAAUCUUGAAACGGAAUCCAACGUUUUGCUCUUCAUGUGCUGCGUGAGCAUUUUUGGUCGUCCACUCUUGCGUCUUUAAUCAACAUGGGUGAUGCGGCAACCAAGCACAUGUUCCGCCCCCCCCCCUUUUUUUUUUAUACAAGUGGUAUGUAGUUUACUGCUAGGAUGACUCUCGCAAAUGUAAAAAAAAAAACUAUACAUAUAUAUAUACACACAAUUUGUGGCUCUGUGUCUCCUACUGAAAAGGUUUUGGCAGGCCACCUUUUUUGUACGUAAAGUAGCCUCAAUGAACAAUAAAGUGCUUUUACAUCACC
Molecule: messenger RNA, 4342 nt
Organism: Phyllopteryx taeniolatus (common seadragon)
Lineage: Eukaryota; Metazoa; Chordata; Actinopteri; Syngnathiformes; Syngnathidae
Gene: vgll4b
Product: vestigial-like family member 4b
Exons: 5
Coding region: 304-1251 (315 amino acids)
Biological process (GO): negative regulation of DNA-templated transcription
Molecular function (GO): transcription coactivator binding
Source: RefSeq, a predicted model, not a curated record